Aspergillus eucalypticola CBS 122712 is the source of this 2417-nucleotide messenger RNA. RefSeq lists its product as uncharacterized. The transcript is spliced from 5 exons. NCBI's taxonomy places the organism in Eukaryota, Fungi, Ascomycota, Eurotiomycetes, Eurotiales, Aspergillaceae. The coding region runs from base 333 to 2417 and encodes 694 amino acids. The record is from RefSeq and is a predicted model, not a curated record.
CAAAGUUUCCCAAAUAUCCGAGGAUUCAUUGAUUAUGACGUCGCAUGUUGGCGUGCUUCACGAUUCUGGAAAUGAGGAUACAGAGGGUCUUGGAGAUACAUGUCCAUUCUGUGAAUUCUUGCUAUAUGUGUAUAUUAUAAAGGGCACGAGAAGGAGCAAAUGAUUCAGACGUUACGGAUACUGGCCAACACUGGAAAAGAUCGUUCAUUUCCACCAAAGUUGCCAUCGUUGCCCCGCUACACCUGAUAAUGCAUCCUGCGCGAUGUGUAAACACAUGAGACUCAAGGCAUUUGAUACAGUGUACGCUCUUAUUAAACCCUAAGCUUGCAGACAUGUCGCGAGAGUCACAUGAAAAUGUCGUGAAAACCAUGAUUCUGAGACUAGGGAGCGUCCGAGAUAUGCAGGAACGUUCCUCUUACUGUGACACCUGUCGCUUGUUUGCAGGGGCAGCUGACCAGUUGAUGAAAAGUACAGGACUUUUACCUGAUCCACAUUGUUAUAUCCAAGUGCGUGGAGAACAUACUGCAGUCGAAGAGACAAUCGGGGAUGCCAAAUGCAGUUUCAGAAUGACGUUGUCUCUAACAAGCCCUAAGGCCGAAAAGUCAUCAUAUCUAUGGUCUGAUGGCAUUGAGUCGGUGAGUCGCAAGUUGUUUCACGGGACGAUAGAGCUUACCCACGGCCAAUACCUUGUCUCCACGUCUAUACCCCAGCAAACGGUCGACUGGCAGAAGAUCUCCGAGUGGUUGAGAGAUUGCCACUACUCUGCUGAGCACGAGGCAUCCUGCCAGACAAAGCCUACUAUCUCACAAAUACCAGGACUUCGUGUUAUUGAUACCAGACUACGAUGCAUUAAAGUUGCGCCUGCGACAUGUCGAUAUGCUGCCCUGAGCUAUGUGUGGGGGACCACAAGCAAUCACUUGCAAGCAACGACGACGAACAUUGACCAUCUGGUCAAAGAAGGCUCUCUACACAGCGAGAGUCUACCACAGACUAUCGAUGAUGCUAUUGUUGCUUGUAAGAAGAUGGGGAUAGAUUAUCUUUGGGAUGAUGAUCCUGGCAGGAAAUCUUACUGGCUUAAUUCCAUGGGAGACAUAUACGCGCAGUCAUAUGUAACAAUCUUCGCUCUGGCUGGAAGCAAUGCCGAGCAUGGCCUUCCUGGAGUAAACAAGGUCAAGCGACCGGUGCCUUGGGUCGGAACCGCACAGGGGAUUUGCCUGGUUGCCACGCCCCCAAAUUAUCAGAAUUGCUUACGGGAUUCAAUAUGGGCCACAAGAGGCUGGGCAUUUCAAGAGGCGACACUCUCGACACGACGGCUUUUGUUUUCCGACACAAGAGUUUUCUAUGAAUGUUGCUACCCCGGAACCAUCCAGGAUGAGAUGUACGGUAGCAUUUCUGAUAUCUCUGAAUAUGCAGGUGUUCCGCUAUUGUCUUACAGCACGGUGGUAGAGAACCUCACAAAAGGGAAUUUAGCGUGGGAGAGUGACGUGCUUCGUGCACUCGCAGGUGUUCUAUACACGGAAGUGGACAGAUUGUAUCCCACAAGGAAUGCAGAUCUGGGUGACGUAUUUCCAACCUGGUCCUGGUCUUCUAUUAAAGGUCCCAUCGCGAUCGGACCGUUACAUGAGAAAUAUUGGGAUGAGAUUACACUAAGGACGUCCCUAGCAAUUUGGGCAAUACCUCCUAGGUUGGGUCAACAAUCAGCCCUGCGAGUCAUCGCAAACAGUAUAGGGGAGUCCGCGGGGCUCGAGGAAACAGAUGAGCUGACGUGUAACCGCAGGUCAUAUUCAGAUGACUGUCAGGCUCUGGCCGUUGUAAUAGCUUGGAGAUCCGGAUGUUUCUCGGGAUCCCUUCCGAAGAUGCUCAAUACUGAAGUUAGAUGGAGUGAGAACUUGAAUAUUCUUCGCAAAUGGAAAUCCAUGGAGCAGCUCUGCAAUGAAGCUCAUGGAAUGCCACAAGCUAUCAUGUCUGAACAAGAAAUGAAUGCACGGUUCUCUCCAGAUCUGUGUCAUGGAUGUUUGCCUGGAUCCACAUUUGCCUACACAAAGUCAUUAGAUCUCAAACAACUCAUACUGAGUACGAGGGGUGGGCAGCCUGGAAACGAGCCUUCUGUCAUUGAAGUUGACGACUUUAUGCCCAAGAUCAUCUCUGGCGCAAUCGAUAUGGAGCGCAUUAACCAUAUCCGCCAACAUAGCCCCGAUUCUCUAUUCACUUUGCUCGCACUAUCUAUCACUCGAAAUACACACACGCCGAGCAGGGGUGAACUAAGAAAAGAGGGAGUCUGUUGGUAUGAUUCCGGGGGGAACCUCAUGCUCGUUGAGACAAAAAAUGGCGUUAGUCGGCGUGUUGGACUGGCGUGGGCUCAUUUGCAGAGCUGGGUUAACCACAAACGUCAGUUUCGUACAUUCCACAUUGUAUAG